AUGGGUCAAGUACCAAUUCAAGUCGAAGUUACUCCCUUCUCUCGUCCUUUUUUGCAUACCGGUGUUGACUAUGCUGGACCAUUCAUGCUAAAAACUUGGAGAGGACGCAAUGCUCGUGAAUAUAAAGCAUACAUUGCCUUAUUUGUCUGUGAAUCUACGUCAGCUAUUCAUUUAGAACUUGUCACCGAUUAUACAACUAAUGCCUUUAUAGCAGCUUAUAAACGGUUUACUGCCAGACGUGGGAUUUGUGCAACAUUGAGAAGCGAUUGUGGAACCAAUGUCAGAGGAGCGGACUCGGAACUUCGAAACCUCUUUUCUUCAACAUCAAAACAGCUUGGUAAACUAGCUUCACUCCUCGCCAAUGACGGUACUCAAUGGUUGUUUAAUCCUCCUUCUGCUCCUCAUUUCGGUGGAAAGUGGGAAUCUGGAGUGAGAUCAAGAAAACACCAUCUUUGUAGAGUAAUAAGAAAACAACAACUAACUUAUGAAGAAAUGAGUACCUUCCUGACUCAAGUUGAAGCUGUUUUGAACUCAAGGCCUCUAUGUUCGCUCACUGAAGAUCCUGAUGAUCUUUCCGUGCUAACUCCUGGUCAUUUUCUUAUAGGAGGACCACUAAAUAUUGUACCUGAACCUUCUUUAGAAGAUAUUCAAAUAUCUCGUCUUUCUCGAUGGCAGCUUCUGCGACGCAUGACUGAUGAUUUUUGGACUAAGUGGUCUAAAGAAUAUCUUCAAAAGUAUCAACCGAUUUACAAAUGGAAUCAACCAAUGCCUGAAAUCAAACCAGGGUCACUAGUUCUCAUUACGGAUGAAAGAUAUCCACCAACAAAAUGGCCUCUAGGACGCAUCAUCAAGGUUCACCCCGGUAAGGAUGGCCACGUUCGAGUAGUUACUGUAAAAACGGCUACGAGUACCUUUGAAAGACCUGUCACUAAAUUAAGAAUCUUACCAAUUCAUUAA
Molecule: messenger RNA, 957 nt
Organism: Cotesia glomerata
Lineage: Eukaryota; Metazoa; Arthropoda; Insecta; Hymenoptera; Braconidae
Exons: 1
Coding region: 1-957 (318 amino acids)
Biological process (GO): DNA integration
Molecular function (GO): nucleic acid binding
Source: RefSeq, a predicted model, not a curated record